Molecule: messenger RNA, 1749 nt
Organism: Thelazia callipaeda (thelaziosis nematode)
Lineage: Eukaryota; Metazoa; Nematoda; Chromadorea; Rhabditida; Thelaziidae
Source: the annotation of a GenBank genome assembly
AUGAAUAUUGAUGCAGCUGAAAAAUGCUGCAAAAACAAAGCAACCAAAAUUGAUGAUGAUGAUGAUGAUGAAGAUGAUGUGUUACUUAAUUGCACCUUUAUAACUGAUCAUAAUGAUAAAUACCGAAUAAAUAGUCGAUUUAUUGAAUGCCGCUGUCCAUAUUUGAUUCCUCACAUGAAAUUUGAUGAAGGGGCAGAGCACUAUAUAAUAAAAACACCAGUUGACAUAAAAAUUAUAAAAGCAAUCUUUUACAUUUUAAAAUACGGAAGCACAGAUGUAGAGGACUGGCUUCAAUUAGAACGAAUCAUCCAAGUGGCGAAUCAAUGGAAAUUGGUUAAGGUUCCACAAUGUAUAAUUCAAAGAUUCAUUAGUCGUAUCAAUGAAGAAAACUGCAUUUCUGUCUGGCGAAUGUCUAUCAAAUACUCUCCCAGUGAUGCUAAAAAAGUUUUUGAAUAUGUACUGUACACGGUAAAUGAGUCUGUCAAAAAAAGAUACAAUAUUGAUUUUUUCCGUCUUCGAAGUCAUGACUUAUUUCAAAUUCUGGAUGCUGAUUUAUUAAAAAUAGAUAGCGAGAUAGAUGUAUGGAAUUUGUUAAAAAAAUGGAUUUUAGCAGAUCGCAAAGAACGUUUUGCAGCAUGUCGUUAUUUACUGAAAUCAAUUCGUUACAAUUUACUGAAUGAUGCAGAGAAAGCUCAAAUCAAGAAUGAUCUUAAUCGAAUGAGAAUUACAACUGGUAAUAAAAAAAGCAUUUCUUGGUCGACAAUUAAUGAAUAUAGAAGUCAACGUGAUUUCAUACUUGCCUUUGGAGGCUGGGAAAAGACUGGACCUUCAAAUGCAGCAGAAGUAUUAGAUAUAUUCAAAAAUCAAUGGCGAAGUGCGCUUACGAUUCAGGAUAAACGUAAAGUUGCAUAUCACGAAAACAUCGUUAUUGCUAAUAAAUUAUAUGUCAUUGGUGGUUUCGAUGGAACGCAAUAUUUUAAUACAGUUCGUUGUUAUGAUAGUAAUACAAGAGAAUGGAUGGAAUUAGCACCGAUGCACCAUGCUAGAUGUUACAUAGCUGCUUGUGAAAUAAGAGGUACAAUUAUUGUUGCUGGUGGUUCUGAUGGACGUACCCGACUUAAAACAGCAGAAAUGUAUGAUGCUAAAAAAAAUCAGUGGACUAAAAUUAGAAAUAUGCUGCAACGACGAUCAGAUGCAGCAGCUUGCGCUAUGGGUGGAAAAAUGUAUAUCGCUGGAGGAUUUACUGGUGAAACUGUGUUGCAGACAGUUGAAGUUUAUACACCUGAAACUGAUAUUUGGGUUGAAGUUGCUCACAUGAGUACACCGAGAUCUGGUCUUGCAUGUGUAGCAAGUACAGAUUUUAUGCUAAUUGCUGGUGGAUUUGAUGGUAUAAAUCGUUUAAGUACCGCUGAAAUAUUACGUAUUGGAAGUGCUCACACUGUUAUUGUACAAUCAAUGCCGAUUCCGAGGUCAAAUUUUGCUAUGUGUAAAAUGGGUAAUUAUUUCUAUGCUGUUGGUGGCUAUAGUACGUCGGUAACAAAAUCAGUGCUACGCUUUGAUGGCAAAAAAUGGGAAAGAGUCGCUGAUAUCUCAUCAGGAAGAAGUGCCUUAAAAGUGGUGAUUUUGAAGGCUUGGCCAGAUCCAAUGGAAUUAUUUUAUGAAGAUGUUACCGUGAAUUCUGAACCAAGAAGUCCUUGUCCAAAAUCAGUCAAAUCAAAAGAACACAGUGAUGGAGAAAUAAAUGCGUAA